Molecule: messenger RNA, 1498 nt
Organism: Drosophila guanche
Lineage: Eukaryota; Metazoa; Arthropoda; Insecta; Diptera; Drosophilidae
Product: sulfotransferase 1E1
Exons: 7
Coding region: 28-1272 (414 amino acids)
Biological process (GO): sulfation
Cellular component (GO): cytoplasm
Molecular function (GO): sulfotransferase activity
Source: RefSeq, a predicted model, not a curated record
GUUUUAGAAGCACAGUUAGUCGCCGCCAUGGAACGUGAACGCGUUACGCCCAAAAGUUAUCCGACCAACCUCAUAGACAAGGACUGGUCCAAGCGGGAAUUGUUCUUCAGAAACAACUCGAAGGCUUAUCUGGAUAGUGUGCACGAUCUGCAGCUGCGAGACGAUGAUGUGUGGGUGGUAACGCUGCCAAAGUGUGGCACCACCUGGAUGCAAGAGCUCUGCUGGCUGCUGAUGAACGAUUGCAACUUUGAGGCUGCGCUGGCCCAAGAUUUAGAGCUGCGCAGCCCGUUUGUCGAGUUCCACUUUUAUACACAUGGUGAUGACGGCAAGGUGUUUGCCCCCGUCCAAGACAUGACCUCGCCACGGCUCAUCAAGUCGCAUCUGCCGCUGCCGCUGCUGCCUGCCCAGCUCUGGCAGGGGAGACACAAAGUGGUGUACGUGUUCCGCAAUCCCCUCGAUGCACUGGUCUCGCGAUACUAUCACGGCGUAACUUUUGGUAGCUGCUACGGCAAGACGCUGUCACAGUACAUAGAAGAGAAUCUGGCCACAGAUGCCGCACUCAGAGAGGCCAUCGAACACGCCCACGAGUUCUAUCAGCUGCGCCACGAGCCGUGGCUGUACUACACGAGCUUUGAGCUCAUGAAGAAGGAUCUCCGCGCUGUGGUCGAGGACUUGUGUCGCUUUCUGAACAAGCCCAUAGAGGAUCAGCCCAUGGAACAAUUGCUCAAGCAUUUGUCGUUCGAAGAGAUGAAGAACAACCCAACGACAAAUCAUCUGUGGGAGCUCAAGCAAAUAACGCACAAAGAUGCGGGCAAGGAGAAGCACAACUUCGUUCGUCGUGGCAAGGUGAAUGGCUACAAAGACGAAUUGCCCCGCGAGCAAAUAGAGAAGGCGAACGACUACAUGAAGCAGUGUCUACUGGAGAAGGGGAUAACUCUGGAAGAGCUGCUGCUGCCGCCUAGUGCCAAGGUGUCCACGGGGCUGUUGCUUCUGGGCAGCUGCCUGCGACUGUCGCUGCUGCUGUCGCCCGCCGACGCACAGGCGGCGCAUCUAACGAAGCGCAGCUACUCGGACCAGAGCGUCCACGGCUACAUGACAGAGCGCACCUGCUGGUGGAAUGAGGUGUGCAAGGAGGAGUUCCAGAGUCUGUUUCGGUGCAAGUGUCCACAGUACUCCUACUGCCGCUCCCCGGGUCGCUACUACAAUGCGUACUGCUCGAUGACGGAUACGGGCUAUAUUUGGACGCAGCCCAACUGGGAUUGGGGGUCGUAGAGCUGCACGGAUUACGGCAACCCUACACCUACGCCCACUGCCCAAGAUAACCACCCGCUGUGACGUCAGCGACACUGACUGCAGAGUGUAUGCUGCCAGCCAGCACUCCAAAAUCGAUGCUCCCAGCUGCAAUCGAAACGAAUUUUGUCUAUCGAACUGUUGUCGAUAGACACACGCACCAUACAUAAUCGAAACGAAUAAAGCUUUACUUUUGGCCUUCACUGUA